Molecule: messenger RNA, 1848 nt
Organism: Candoia aspera
Lineage: Eukaryota; Metazoa; Chordata; Lepidosauria; Squamata; Candoiidae
Product: vomeronasal type-2 receptor 26-like
Exons: 7
Coding region: 1-1848 (615 amino acids)
Biological process (GO): G protein-coupled receptor signaling pathway
Cellular component (GO): plasma membrane
Molecular function (GO): G protein-coupled receptor activity
Source: RefSeq, a predicted model, not a curated record
AUGGCCUCAACCGGCAUCCCUGGUGCCACCCGAGAGCACCAGGUCCUGAUCCCUAAAAACUACCAGCAUGUCCUUGCUUUUCUUUUUGCCAUUCAAGAGAUCAACAAGGAUCCUGAUCUGUUACCCAACGCCACAUUAGGGUCCCAGAUUUUCGACAAUGCGUACAAUUCAUGGUGGACCACUUGGACCACGGUGGAUCUUCUCUUCCUCAGACAAGGAAAUCCACUCAAUUACCUCUGUGCCACUGAGGAGAAUACCAUGGCCGUCGUUGGGGGACUCACCUCCCAGAAUUCAAUUCUUAUGGCCAACAUCUUAAGUACUUACAAGGUUCCACAGCUUCACUCUUUUUUGAGACGUGUCCGCUUUAACAAUAACAUUGGAGAUGAAAUAUUUCUUGAUGAAAAUAGAGACUUAGCAAUAGGCUAUGACCUCAUCAAUUUGGUGACAUUCCCCAAUGAAUCCUUCCAGAGAGUCCACGUUGGAAGAAUCGAUUCCCAUGUUCCAGCUGGAAAAGAAUUCACCAUUAAUGCAAGUGCCAUUACGUGGAAUCCCAAGUUUCAUCAGAUGGUGCCAAAUUCUACCUGUGUUGAGAGCUGCCAUCCUGGACACAGCAUGCUUAUUCAGCAGGGAAAACAAAUGUGUUGCUAUGAUUGUAUUCCGUGCCCCUCAGGGAGGAUCUCAACACAAAAGGAUGCAGAUGAAUGUGAGCUGUGCCCAGAAGACCAGUAUCCUAACACGAAUCAGCACAAAUGUAUUCCCAAAGUAAUGACUUUCCUGUCCUAUGAAGAUGGCCUGGGAGCAGCUCUGACAUCUUUGGCUCUUCUCCUUUCCAUGGCCACAGUCGUUGUGAUGGGGAUCUUCAGGUUACACUCAAACACUCCCAUUGUCAAAGCCAACAACUGGAGCAUAACGUGUAUCCUGCUCUCCUCUCUGCUCCUAUGUUUCCUCUGCUCUUUCUUCUUCAUAGGAAGACCCAGGAAGAUGACCUGCCUUUUCAGGCAAGCUGUGUUUGGCAUCACCUUCUCCAUUGCUGUUUCCUGCAUACUGGCCAAAACGAUCACUGUGGUUCUGGCCUUUGUGGCUACCAAACCAGGGAAUAAGAUGAGGAAGUGGGUGGGAAGGAGGAUAGCAAUCUUGGUCAUGGUGGUUUGUUCUUUGAUUCAGAUUUGCAUCUGUGCUGUUUGGUUGGUGAACAAGCCCCCCUUUCCAGAAUUAGAGAAGCAUUCCCAAGUGGGCGAGAUCCUAGUGCAGUGCCAUGAAGGCUCAGAUGUCAUGUUCUACGUUGUGCUGGGCUACAUGGGUCUUCUGGCCAUUGUCAGCUUCACGGUGGCUUUCUUUGCCAGGAAACUGCCUGACAGUUUCAAUGAAGCCAAGUUCAUCACUUUCAGCAUGUUGGUGUUUUGCAGUGUUUGGUUGUCCUUCAUCCCCACCUACCUGAGCACAAAGGGAAAAUCCAUGGUAGCCGUGGAGAUCUUCUCCAUCUUAGCCUCUGCUUUUGGUUUAUUGAGUUGUAUUUUCCUUCCCAAGUGCUACAUUAUUCUAAUGCGGCCUGAAUUAAAUAAGAAGGAGCAAUUGCUGAAGCUUCUGGAUAUUCCUCAAGGGCAGUGCCAUGAAGAGCGCAUUACAAUAGUCCACCCAGGAGGUGAUCAUGGCAUGAGUGACCAUGAGCAGAGCCUCCUGAUGAAGGUAUGGGCACAACUGAUGCACAACUCGAAGCUGUACAAAGGGCCUCCUAGCCAUGACUGCCACCUGCUCUUCAAGGUGAAGAUCCCCCAAGUUGUGCACCAGAAAGGAGGAGAACUGGCAUCAUACCACACUGCCCACCCGCAAUCCCUGGAGCUGGUCUAG